This is a messenger RNA of Argentina anserina (silverweed cinquefoil), 861 nucleotides long. RefSeq lists its product as uncharacterized. The transcript has 3 exons. The record is from RefSeq and is a predicted model, not a curated record. Bases 44 to 553 code for a protein of 169 amino acids. NCBI's taxonomy places the organism in Eukaryota, Viridiplantae, Streptophyta, Magnoliopsida, Rosales, Rosaceae.
UUUGACUUCAAUUUCUGAGAGCUUUCAGCUUGAUUGGCAGAGUAUGAGGAAAUCUGCUGUUAAUUCAAAAUAUGAGAUGGGAUUUGAUGGCAGCAAUGGAUUUGAUCCCCAGAACGAUUUCUAUGAGUUUUUGGAAGAAGCAAAACACUAUGCAUUCGAAUCAGACUACCAGACAUCAUCAACCCCCUAUACAGAAGCAACCGGAGAAAAUAGAUCGGAGGCUUCAGGGCAGGAGAAGAAGAAGAAGAAGAGAUCAUGGAAGAAAUUACUAUUUCCGUGGUUGAAAAGCGAGAAGAUGAACAAAACUAGCACAAAACCAGCUACGAAAUCUCAAGUAUCCGAUGCAAGAAGGACUAAUGUUUCUGGUCCGGUAUUUAGCACUAGCGAGGUUAUGCAUGGCCGGCGGCGGCGCCCCUUAUCUGGGCCAAUUAACAGUUUGUUCAAACCAACAAAAAGAGCAGAUAGUGAGGUACAGGUACCCUAUAAGUGUCUAGAAAAGACCAGCAGCAUUCAAGUUGUUCAAACAUAUGGCCCUGUUUAUCUGGUAAGAUAGAGUAUCUUGAAGAAGUUGUCAUGGGAUUUAGUCCCCAUUUUCUGCAUCUUGGUGGAUGUUGACCCCCGAAAUGUAGCAAGUUUUCGCUGACGAGGAGAAGAAUGUUUGAUAUAGCAUUUUGCUGAAGUGCAAUUAAAUUCUGAAUUUUUACGUGCGCACGCUGUGAUGAGGAAUGCAGUAGGAGAUUUGAGGCAUCCCAGUUGGAGUAUUUGGAGUGUUAAAGCGUGUAAUAGGCUAGAUUGAGUUUGUACAUCAGUGUUAUGUUAUUGUCUUAUUGUUUUUGAUUGUGCCAUUGCUGGUAACCAGGA